CUCUCUCUUACGCACACAAAUAAUAAUUUGCUUUAUUAAAAUGACCGAUGAAUAAGAAGGACGAAGUUAAAGAAUCAAUUGAGAGGUGUCAGCGUUUAGAGGGAGAUGUAAGUGAAGGUUUCCUGCAGGUGAAGAAAUUCUCAGAAGCUCCAGAAGUUCAAACAGAACAACAUGACGACUGAAAGAGAGGGGAAACAAUAUUUCCUGCCCCCUUCAGUCCUGCGGUUGACGGCAGAGUCGAGCCACCAGCAGUGAGUGGCGGAACAGUCUCAGUUGGAGGAAAAAAGCCAGUCAGUGGGUGGUAAACCUACAUGAUGUCCCCCUCCUGAACUUAUCAAUUCAUUGUCCGUCCGUGCUGCGCCGAACGGGUUUCUCGUUUUUUUCUAUUAUUUAGAUGCGAAAAUGCCGAGCGCACUGAGGCACCGUGAAAAAAGCGCACCGGUGGAUGCAGACCGCUUGUGCGUAUUGGAACGGGGUAAUUUGUGACCACGUUUGAAGCAGCCUCACACACCGCAUUCCAGGGAAGAAGAAGACGAAGAAGAAGCGGCAGUUUGUGGAUAAUAAUCCUCAUUCAGAAAAAAAAAACCUUUUAGACCGGUGUGCGCCCUCAUCAAUGGCGAGUCGAGGCUCGAAUUGCCGAAAAACGCGCAUACAUGGAGCGAGAGCGCAGAAGUGAUGACUGCCUCGGGUGAACUAUAACUCCCGUCCAGACAGGCUGAGAUCAAGGCUCGGUGCUGGGGGAAAAAUGUAAGAAUUGAGCUUUCUGUGUGCAACGAAGGCUCCUACACUUGAAGCCUUUGCCUGAAUUUGAAGCUUCUAAGGGGAUAACUGUUGGAUUUUUUUUCCUUUCGAUGUUGCAUCUCAGAUUUACGCAUUUUCCUCUCAAAUAUGGAGCAACCCGAAGAGAGAUCAUCUUAAAUCGCGACAACUUUAUCACUUCUCCGAUGUCUAGGAUAUCUAUUGAGUCACUCUACUGCGGGACUUCGUUCAUCGAUACAACCAGGAGAGGAGGAGGGGGAGAAAAAGAAGAAAUAAGCGUCUUGAAAUCCGCACUGGGUUGUGCAGUGAAAUCUAAUCAGGGUUGAUGACCAAGAAGUAAUAAGAGGGGGACUUGAUGAAAAAAAAAGUUGAAUUUGAAUCGAGCUGGACGGUAAAAAAUAACCCCACCUCUGAAGCUCAAUUUAUGGAUGAUGGUCUGCCCAUGCGAUCUAAAUGACGAGCUUUUCAAGGAUGGAUCUACCUGGACACUGACCACACGAGGUUCUCUCUGAGCUCUGCGUGUUUUUUUUUUUUGGAGAGGUCACUUUUGAAGCAUAUCAUUUAGAUCGGAUAGAAUACAUAUAUAUGCGUGUAUGUGUGUGUGUGUAUGUGUGUGUGUGUGUGGAAGAAAACAGUGUUGCAUUCACCCUAACUCAUCAUUUGGAGAAAAAUCUGGGACCACAGUGGGUUUGCAUCGGGAGAGUAGUUUCAACAAUGGCACUUGUGGGUGCCUUCGCCUUACGUGCGCCCUGAAGAAAAUUAAAAAAAAAGAGAAAGAGGAAGGAAAUAUCCGAUGCAUUAUCAUCACUGUGAGAGUUAAUAGCAUGUCAUCCGGACUAAUGUGUGGAUUACAUACCACGUCGUUUUGAGAGUGUGGAAACGCAAUGAGUCUGACAAGAAAGUGCCACCGCGGAUUCUGCAAAAUCGCUUGAGAAUUGCGGAUUUUUUUUCUCUUCUUCUCUGAUGCAGUUUUUUGGGGAGGGAGUGGAUCGUUCUCCGUCUAAAGCAGAGAUCCUCCAGACCUUGGCGUCUUCGUGAAUAAGGCCAGAGUUAUGGUGGACUGCCAUUUAACAUGAGGUUGGAACUGUGAUUGAACCGGCAGUGGGCCCACAUCCUCUUUCAAAAGAGUGCAAGACCAGUCAAUGAAUUAUGAAUGUUAAACAAGAUGACCUCCUCUCAGCAGCAGCAGAUGAUGCGAGGUCCUAGGUGGAACCGGGCCUUAUCCGACCCUUUGUUUGUGCUGCUCCUGGCCCUCCAGCUGCUGGUGGUGGCAGGUCUGGUUCGUGCUCAGACGUGUCCCUCUGUAUGCUCCUGCAGUAACCAGUUCAGCAAAGUCAUCUGCACCCGCAGAGGUCUGCGGGAUGUUCCCGAUGGGAUCUCUACCAACACACGCUACCUGAAUCUGCAAGAAAAUCUCAUUCAGGUCAUAAAGGUGGAUAGCUUCAAGCACCUGAGACAUCUGGAGAUUCUGCAGCUGAGCAAAAACCACAUACGCAAAAUUGAGCUUGGGGCCUUCAAUGGACUGGCCAGCCUCAAUACCUUGGAGCUUUUUGAUAACCGCCUCACCACCAUCCCAAACGGGGCAUUUGAGUACCUGUCCAAAUUAAAGGAGCUUUGGCUGAGGAAUAACCCCAUAGAGAGCAUCCCCUCCUAUGCUUUCAACAGAGUGCCCUCAUUACGGAGGUUGGACCUUGGGGAGCUCAAACGGCUCUCCUACAUAUCUGAGGGGGCCUUUGAAGGGCUGAGCAAUCUGCGCUACUUAAAUCUGGGAAUGUGCAAUCUGAAGGAAAUUCCCAACCUUAUUCCCCUGGUAAAGCUGGAUGAACUAGAGAUGUCAGGAAACCAGCUAUCUGUCAUCCGGCCUGGUUCAUUUAAAGGGCUUAUCCACUUGCAAAAGCUAUGGAUGAUGCAUGCCCAGAUCCAGACCAUAGAAAGGAACUCCUUUGAUGACCUGCAGUCACUUGUGGAGCUCAAUCUAGCUCACAAUAACCUUACCCUCUUGCCCCAUGAUCUCUUCACUCCUUUACAUCACCUGGAGAGGGUGCAUUUGCACCACAACCCAUGGAAUUGUAACUGUGACAUUCUCUGGCUAAGCUGGUGGCUUAAGGAGAUGGUACCAGCAAACACAAGCUGCUGCGCUCGAUGUAGCUCACCGUCCCACCAUAAGGGACGAUACAUUGGCGAGCUGGACCAGAAUUACUUUCACUGUUAUGCUCCUGUUAUUGUGGAGCCUCCCGCAGACCUAAAUGUGACAGAAGGAAGCGCUGCAGAAUUGAAAUGUAGAGCCAGCUCCUUGACCUCAGUGAGCUGGAUUACACCCAAUGGUUCCAUCAUGACACACGGUGCAUACAAGGUCAGAAUCUCUGUGCUUAAUGAUGGUACACUGAACUUUACCAAUGUAACCAUGCAGGACACAGGCACAUAUACGUGUAUGGUCAGUAAUUCCGCAGGUAAUACAACAGCAUCUGCCACACUCAAUGUGUCCUCCACAGAGAACAGCAGUUUCAGCUACUUCACCACAGUGACAGUGGAGACAAUAGAGACACCACAUAAUGAAGGCUUCACCACGACUGUGCAGCAGAAAGUGGGCCCCACACCCUCUGGUGGUACAUGGGAGUCUAUUUCACCCACCUCUACAACAACCACCACGGUCCGAAUUCCACUGUCCACCCGUGUCACAGAGAAGACUUACACGAUCCCUGUCACGGAGCGGGGCGGAGAGGGCUCGCUGAACGGCUUGGAUGAGGUGAUGAAGACGACCAAGAUCAUCAUAGGCUGCUUCGUAGCAAUCACGCUCAUGGCAGCUGUCAUGCUGAUAAUCUUCUACAAGAUGCGCAAACAGCACCACCAGCAGAACCACCACGCACCCACACGCACCAUUGAGAUCAUCAACGUGGACGAGGACUGUGUAACGGGAGGCCCGGGCAUGGAGGGCCACCUGACUCUGCCUCCUCUCGAGCAUGAGCACCUCAACCACUAUAACACCUACAAGACUGCAUACAACCAUGCCUCCACUAUCAAUUCCAUACACAGCUCAGCGCACGAACCUUUGUUAAUCCGGGCCAGCUCAAAAGACAAUGUACAAGAGACCCAAAUCUAAUACUUUUGUCAGACAUAAUAAAACUGAUGGAAUUACAUACAGGCAUUACUGACAGGACAUUAGUGACUAUUGGUUGUGAGGACUGUGGCUCAAACAUGGAGGAACAGACUCGUGUGUUUGGCGAAUCAGUGGCUGGUGACUUUAUUUCAAUGACUUUGGGAAUUAGAGUAUGUCUACUGUUUCAAAAAGUGUCUUUACAAAACAGAAGUUAUUUAUUUAAGAAAAAAUAUUGUGGUUAAAUCAAGAAAAAACUGUAUUCUGCAAUUAUUUUUUCAGCACUUAAUUCAUGUUUUUUUUCCUUUUCUUUUCUUCCUCUCAUGUCACUAAUAUGCUUUAAAACUCUGUUGGAAGACAUCUGUCCAAGAAAAAAAAUCCUGAAGCAAAUCAUUGUUUCUUUUAUAUUCCUUUUUUUGGUAUAACUGUCAAUUUUUGGAUCAGAUGAGAUAGUAACCUCAUUUUCCCCAUGUAUCAAAGAAAUCUAGAGCACAUUAGUGAUUUUCUCCAGCUGUGGAUUAAGUGAUGAAAUCUUUUGUGACCAUCUGUAACUGAGAUGAAUUAAACACUUGUUCAUCAUUUUGCAGUGAGUGGCAGAACCGUUAGUGAUGAAAUUUGAUCAUAAUUCACUGUUUAAUUAUAACUGUCACAUACAUUAAGCACUCUCUGCUCCGUCAUCAACAGACUGAGGAUCUUAAAUGAGGGGAAUACAUCCUGCCUUCUGCUAUUGUAAAAGUCAAGGCUUUCUACUUUAGAAGUGCAUCUUUCAAGAGUCUAUUGACCCGUCUUUGUGUUUCUAAUGUAUAUGCAAAAUAUACUUUUAUCCCUCAUCCCAAUCUGUGUUGACUCAAGUACCCGGCCACUCAGACAUCUGAUUCUUCUUCUUCUUUUGAUUAUUACAUGCAAUCAAUUGCAUUAAGAUCCUCUGAUAUUCGGAAGGUCAUGAUACAGAAGCAGCCUUCUUGAGUACUUUAGAAAUAACAUAAUUGUGACUGAAAAGGAUGAGAAUGAUGUCUGUGUAGUUUUUUUUUUUUUUUUUUUUUUUUAAAUUCUGGUGAAAAUCCAAGGCCUCCAAUGUUUCCAGUGUAUCAUGGCUUCACCUUUACCUUACAGUGCUUUGUACUGUUGCAUAUGAAAAUGAUUGCUUUGAAGCCACUUUUUUUUUUUUACAUGCUGAGACCCCUUACCUCAUCUGCAGUACUGCGGGAGCACUGUCAGAAGCAGACUGAUGAGCUGAAGAAAGAGCUUAAACCCUUUAUACAGCUGUCUGAGCACAUCGCCUGUCAUCUGUGUGCCACAUUUCCACAUGGGCAGUGCUUGGCAGCCCCAGAUUCACACCCUGCCCCUGCCAACCACAGGACUUGGCCCUGCGUGGCAAGGCUUGUGCUGCGAGAGGCUUUAGGGAUGAAUGUGUGGGAUCGGGCAUCAACCAGAUGUUUGGGUUGCACCUGCCUCUCUCCCCAUCCCUUUGUGACAACACAAUUUACAUUUUAAUUGAUGUGCCCGUGGGCUUUGGAUGGACACAGCUCUGCAGGCACCCAUACCCUGGAAACCAUUUCAAAGUCCCUACUGUAAAAAGUGGUGCCAGGAACCAUAAAUGCAGUGGUUAGGCAGACAUUUGGCAGAUGUCCCUGGGUUUAUUUUUAGCAAGUAAGUGCAGUUUUUGCUUAACGGUAAAAUAUAUAGCAAAGGUCAGGCCACUGUCAUGCUUAACUCAGUUUUGUGUUUUUAUUACAUUAAGGUAAUGUAACACACAGGAGAAUCCCUCACAAAAAUUGCAGCUACAGAUUGUGUCGCGCACUUUCUGUGGAUCCACUAUCCAUAUCACUAACCCCAAAGAAGGUACUCCACCUAAGACUUGUAUGAUGUUGUGUGUUUCAAACUUUCAUCUUUAGUAGGCCUGAAAAGCAUUUGAAAGAUGCAGUGCUGACCAAGUUUCAGAUUACUGGUGGUUAGGAAGGACUCCACCGGUGGUUUUCACAGCAGAAUUUCAACAAACCCACACAAACUUCCCAAACUACGCCUGCUGCAUAAUCAGCCUCUUUGCAGCAUGUGCGUGCUCAUCUUGUUUCAGUCACAUAAUUCACCAAAAUAUGGAUAAAAAACAGCUCAAUUUUUUUUCACUGUUACGGCUGAAAAGAAGCAAUGUUCACGGUCUCUGAAUGUUUAGGCACCUGCCUCCUGCUUUUCCAUUGGCCAGAACCACUUUAAACUGUACAAGCCUCAUUCCAAACUCCCUGAAUAUGAAGCAGAAUACAGCAGAGUAUUAUUUUGAUUACAGUUAAUUGUCUGUCAUUUCAGAGUAAAGACAAACCGGCAGGUAGUUGUAACUCCAAACCCUCUACAGUCACAUUUAAAGGCUACAUGAAGUGUUUUCUUCGCAAAAUUACACACUUUAACCUGAAAAUACUAAAAUGUUACACUCCGAAGCUUAAAGUUUCAGCAUUUUUCAAGUACAAAAAUAAAUAUGAUUCAGCUUAUAUCAAAUCUUAAUGGAAUUAAACAAUAAUUGUCUAAAGCCCUAUUUGCACAGAACUAGUAUUACCUGGGGUACCAGUGAUCGUUAAUAAAACAAUCGCAUAGAUUGUAUACGUUAAUAAUCAAUGUCUAUAUUCUAUAUUAUGUGUUAUGUAAAAACACUGCAGCAAAUUACCCUCCAUGUUUUGCCUAAUACAGAGGACAACUAAUAAUGUUAGUUAUGCUGGGAACAGCAUAAUUUCAUUUAGUUACAUAUUUUUCUUCCUCUGCCAGAUAAAGGAUUACAGAGGUUUAAGUAGAAAUUAUUAAUGGGAGCUCUGAUACCAUUUGAGAUGCAAAUGCAGGUGGCUGUUGUAUUUACACAGUAUGGAGACCCGACUGUAUGUUUCAAGAUAAUUUGACAAUGAAGAUAGUCCUAAUUUGUCCUGUAAAUUUGAGUGAGUUAGUAACUCAUUGUGACUAAUAUGUGCUGCACACAACACCGAUGUGGGGAAUAGAUUUUGAAAUAAAAUGAGGUUCCCAGGAAGUAUUAGCCCAUACUGAGAUAACAGAUUACCCCAUAUCAUGCUUUUUGUCACCACCUGGACACUAUUCAUCCCAUAAUUGCACUUGUCUUGAGCCGGGCACAUUUGUAAACCAUAGAAGGACCUGUGUGUGUGUCAUUAUUCUGUGUUUAAAUUCAUUCUGGUGGGAUAUGGAUCACAGUUUUAUUCACUUUAUGUUGGAGACUAUUACCAUCUUCCCCUUUUGCCUUUAGUUGGAGGUAAAUCGUCUGAAAAUUUCAAUGGUAAAUUUGUUGCGUUUUAGUCAAGCUGUCUCAUGUAUGUAAGAUAUCUAAAUAUUUUUGGUCAAUAUUCCUUUUUUUUCCACAUUCUUUUCUUUUUUCUGAGAGGGAAUGCUGUUCUAGUGGUAGAUUUAUAUGAAAUACAUUUUGAGAAUAAAAUAAAACAAAAACAAAAAUUUUUAAAUUUUGAUUUUACAUGUGCCAACAAAACCUGUUCUAAAAGUGAAAAAAAAGAGUAACAUGCUGUAAAAGAAUAAGAGAUUGAUUUUAAUGUAAGCAUUCUUUCAUGACCUUUAAAAGAUAUGGAGACCGAUUAUAGAGACCAGACUUUGUAGUUCAUACACAAAAUAUGGUUAAAAUAAACUAUUGUUGUUUUUC
This is a messenger RNA of Acanthochromis polyacanthus (spiny chromis), 7493 nucleotides long. It is a transcript of the gene lrrc4ca, whose product is annotated as leucine rich repeat containing 4C, genome duplicate a. The coding region runs from base 1913 to 3859 and encodes 648 amino acids. Gene Ontology annotation, cellular component: glutamatergic synapse; postsynaptic density membrane; plasma membrane. Lineage: Eukaryota; Metazoa; Chordata; Actinopteri; Pomacentridae. Gene Ontology annotation, biological process: regulation of axonogenesis; synaptic membrane adhesion; modulation of chemical synaptic transmission. The transcript is spliced from 3 exons. Gene Ontology annotation, molecular function: cell-cell adhesion mediator activity. The record is from RefSeq and is a predicted model, not a curated record.